GAUGUGGAGCACCGAAAUCAACCACUCCUUUUUAUUUCACAUCUCUAUCCAUACUCUAUUUUCAUAUUCUCUCUCUGUCUCUCUUCAACACAAAUGCAGAUAGAAAUGGAAAAUAAUAAUAACAAUAAUAAUAAUAAUAAUAAUAAUAAUAAUAAUAAUAAUAAUAAUGACAUGAUAAUAAGAAGCAACAGCAGUAGCAGUGCUGCUUCACCUGAAUUUGAGUUCUCUACUUGUUUUUCCCAACAAACCACCCUUCAUUCCGCCGACGAAUUAUUCUCCGGCGGCAUCCUUCUCCCCCUUCACCGUCUCACCACCGAAGACCACCCACCACUUGAGCAUACGAUUACAGAAGAAGAAGAAGAAGAAGAAGCACCCGGAUCCGACCUCAAGCCAACCACAUCUAAAAGAUGGAAAGACAUUUUCAAGAAAAAACAUCAUCAUGAUGCUGAAAACAAAAAGAAAAACAAAGAUAGAAAAUCCGCCGCCGCUGUCGGUACGGCCGAGCUCAAUAUAAAUCUAUGGCCUUUCUCAAGAAGCAGAUCGGCGGGCACGACAAGUAAGCCAAGGAUGGUGGUCGGAAACCGGAAGGUUAGUAGCGCCCCGUGUUCAAGAAGCAACUCAACCGGCGAUAAGUACCGGAAAUGGCCUAAUAGUCCGGGUCGCCCCGGUGGGCUUCAUUUGGGUCGGAGCAGUCCGGUUUGGCAAGCUAAACGGUUGGGUCAGAGCCGGAGUUUACAUGAUACCCUUGUACGGAACACCGCCGAGAAAUGUUCACGUCCAGCCACCGCCGGCGCCCGGGCAAAUGGUAAAGUGUUGAAUAUAGAUGUGCCUACGUGUAUUGAUUACCGGCAACGUAUGAGUUGUCGGCGUGAUGUUAAUAUCAUUGCUGGACGUGUCUCUGGAGGGAACGAUGAUGUAACGCCGCUGAAUGUAACCGCCGGUGAAGGUGGAGCUACUGGGUUGUUUAAUUUUAGGAGUUUGUUUACCAAAAAAGUAUUUUGACUUUUUCUUUUUUUCUCUUUAAUUUUAAAUUUUCUUUUUAUUAUUAUUAUUUUCUUUGUGUGGAAAUGUUCUCUUAUAAGAUUUACAUUGCAGUA
Molecule: messenger RNA, 1097 nt
Organism: Erigeron canadensis
Lineage: Eukaryota; Viridiplantae; Streptophyta; Magnoliopsida; Asterales; Asteraceae
Product: phosphatidylinositol 3-kinase 3
Exons: 1
Coding region: 94-1002 (302 amino acids)
Source: RefSeq, a predicted model, not a curated record